Molecule: messenger RNA, 1351 nt
Organism: Penaeus monodon (black tiger shrimp)
Lineage: Eukaryota; Metazoa; Arthropoda; Malacostraca; Decapoda; Penaeidae
Product: sphingomyelin synthase-related protein 1-like
Biological process (GO): ceramide biosynthetic process
Cellular component (GO): Golgi membrane; endoplasmic reticulum membrane
Molecular function (GO): ceramide cholinephosphotransferase activity; sphingomyelin synthase activity; protein binding
Source: RefSeq, a predicted model, not a curated record
AUCCUUGGGGAUGUCAAGAGAUUACACCUAAGCAUUACCAAACUGCAGCAAGAACAUGGCUCGCCAGAUUCCCCUGUUGCCGCAAGAAAUAUUUCUGUGCCGUCCAACAACACUGGAUAUCCAUGUCAGCAUCACAGUGUACCACAGCAUAAUCUGCAUCCCUCAACAGCCAGUGUACAGAAUGCAACAACGUUUAAUAGAACAAGGACUUACUCAUCAGAUUCACAAGCAUCUGACUUCCCCGAACAACAGCAACAGCAUCAGUCUUUAGGUAAUCUCCGACGCCCCAGUGGUAUGGCGACUCAGCUUCAGCCAGAGUAUGUCAAAACCAUAAUAUCGUGUCUAUACAUGUUACUUGUCACUUGGAUCACAGCCAUCGUCAUGGUCUUCGUGCAUGACCGCGUUCCUGAUAGGGAACGCCAUCCUCCAUUGCCAGAUAUAUUUCUCGACAAUGUCCCACAUAUCUCGUGGGCAUUUCAGUUGUGCGAGAUAACGAUUAUUUUACUUACUACAACAUGGAUUAUCAUCUUGUUCUUCCACAAACACAGAUCAAUUGCUAUUAGAAGAUUCUGUGCUUUGUCUGGUUCUGUAUUCUUACUACGCUGUGCUACCAUGUUCAUCACCAGCCUGUCAGUGCCUGGCUCUCACCUGGAAUGUGCUCCUAGGGAUCCCAGUGACCUUGCGACCCAGCUACAGCAGGCAUGGAUCAUAUGGCAAGGCGGAGGACUCAGCAUCAAAGGCGUGCGCACGUGUGGGGACUAUAUGUUCAGCGGACACACCACUGCUCUCACGUUGCUCAAUUUUUUCAUAACAGAAUAUACUCCCAGAAGAAUGUAUUAUCUCCACAUUACCUCAUGGGUCCUCAACACUUUUGGGAUAUUCUUCAUCCUGGCUGCGCAUGAACACUAUUCCAUCGACGUUUUCAUUGCCUUUUACAUCACUUCGCGCAUGUUCCUCUAUUACCACUCAUUGGCCAAUAACAGAGCUCUGCAUCAAAGGGACUCCUUCAGAACAAAAAUUUGGUUCCCAAUGUUCAGCUACUUUGAGGCUCAGAUUGACGGGAUUGUCCCCAACGAGUAUUCAAACCCGCUUUCCAGAUCCAACAUUCGAUACUUUUGGAAGACCGUAAUCAUUACGCUGUCUGAGAAUUUAUUCAGCAAUAACUUAAAAGAGAAAGAUGAUUGAACAAUAGAAAAUAAAAAAUGCUCUUCAAAGCUUUGUGGUAAGGAUCAGUUAGAAUUAUUUCAAGGUUGUGAUAAUGCUCAAAUUUUUUAUAUAAGAUACAAUUUUAUUCCUGAGCAUAAAUACUUCAUAAUUCCUAGUUUGGCAUUAACAUUGUAGUUGACAUUGA